UACUUUCCCAGGCGGCUGCCGAAGAUGGCGGAGGGGCAGGUCUUGGUGCUUGAUGGCGGAGGCCAUCUCCUGAGCCGCCUGGCGGCCAUCGUGGCCAAGCAGGUACUGCUGGGCCCAAAGGUGGUGGUUGUGCGCUGUGAGGGCAUCAACAUUUCUGGCAAUUUCUACAGAAACAAGUUGAAGUACCUGGCCUUCCUGCGCAAACGGAUGAACACCAACCCGUCCCGUGGCCCUUACCACUUCCGAGCCCCCAGCCGCAUCUUUUGGCGGACGGUGCGAGGCAUGCUGCCCCACAAGACCAAGCGAGGCCAGGCCGCCUUGGACCGCCUCAAGGUGUUUGACGGGAUCCCACCGCCCUAUGACAAGAAAAAGCGAAUGGUGGUUCCCGCUGCCCUCAAGGUUGUGCGUCUGAAGCCUACCCGGAAGUUUGCCUACCUUGGGCGCCUGGCUCAUGAGGUUGGCUGGAAGUACCAGGCCGUCACAGCCACCCUGGAGGAGAAGAGGAAGGAGAAGGCCAAGAUGCAUUACCGCAAGAAAAAGCAGCUCAUGAGGCUACGGAAACAGGCCGAAAAGAACGUGGAGAAGAAAAUUAACAAAUUCACAGAGGUCCUCAAGACCCAUGGACUCCUGGUCUGAGCCCAAUAAAAUUGACUGUUAUUCCUCAAAAAAAAAAAAAGAAAAAGAAAA
Molecule: messenger RNA, 687 nt
Organism: Myotis brandtii (Brandt's bat)
Lineage: Eukaryota; Metazoa; Chordata; Mammalia; Chiroptera; Vespertilionidae
Product: 60S ribosomal protein L13a
Exons: 1
Coding region: 25-636 (203 amino acids)
Biological process (GO): translation; negative regulation of translation
Cellular component (GO): ribosome; cytosolic large ribosomal subunit
Molecular function (GO): structural constituent of ribosome; mRNA binding
Source: RefSeq, a predicted model, not a curated record